GAGAGAGUAAAGCUUUGUGUGUGUGUUUUCUAUCUGCCAUAUAUAGGGACAAACUUGCUUCGAGAUGUGCUUGUCUGUUUUAUAGUCAGUAAUCUAUCUGCAAACCUCUCUUUCUUUCUGUGUUUCUUCUAUAUGUAGUCCUGGAGAGUCUCAGGACUUUAAGGAGCUCUGCAUUCUUGGCCUACAGCAGCUACAGUUGGAGGAAAUUACAGAGACUCUGAUAGAUAUAUUUUCUCCUGUUUAUUUUUUAAAGCUCUGUUGAGUUGCUGGCAAACAUGGAAGGAGUGAAUGAUGUUCAUGAUGAUGGCUCCUUCAUGUUCACUUCAGAGUCGGUGGGAGAAGGGCAUCCAGAUAAAAUUUGUGACCAAAUCAGUGAUGCUGUCCUUGAUGCCCACUUGAAGCAAGAUCCUGAUGCUAAGGUGGCCUGUGAGACAGUUUGCAAGACUGGCAUGGUACUGCUAUGCGGUGAGAUCACAUCUCGGGCCAAUGUGGACUACCAAAGUGUUGUGCGUGAUACCAUUAAACACAUUGGUUAUGACAACUCUGAAAAAGGUUUCGACUAUAACACCUGCAAUGUGCUGGUGGCCCUGGAGCAGCAGUCUCCUGAUAUAGCACAGGGCGUCCACAUUGACAGACAUGAGGAAGAUAUUGGAGCUGGAGACCAGGGACUCAUGUUUGGUUACGCCACAGAUGAGACAGAAGAGUGUAUGCCGCUCACCAUCGUCCUCGCUCACAAACUCAAUGCCAAAAUGGCUGAGCUGCGGCGGGACAGGACUAUUCCAUGGCUCCGUCCAGACUCUAAAACCCAGGUCACUGUACACUACAAGCAGGAGAAUGGAGCUGUGAUUCCUUUGCGUGUUCACACAGUGGUCAUCUCUGUCCAACAUGACGACUACAUUUCACUGGAAGAGCAGCAACGCAUUCUGAAGGAGAAGGUCAUCAAGGCUGUGGUUCCUGCAAAAUAUCUUGAUGAUAAAACAGUCUACCACCUGCAACCAAGUGGCCGUUUUGUCAUUGGAGGGCCUCAGGGAGACGCCGGUGUUACAGGAAGGAAGAUCAUUGUGGACACAUAUGGUGGCUGGGGGGCUCACGGUGGUGGAGCUUUCUCUGGAAAGGACUACACCAAGGUGGACCGCUCUGCUGCCUAUGCUGCACGCUGGGUGGCUAAGUCUCUUGUGAAGGCCAAACUGUGCAGAAGAGUUUUGGUGCAGGUGUCUUACGCCAUUGGAGUCGCCCACCCUCUGUCAAUUUCCCUCUUCACCUAUGGCUCAUCAGAAAAAACAGAGAAGGAGUUGCUACAGAUUGUCAACAAGAACUUUGACCUCCGACCAGGCGUCAUUGUUAGGGACCUGAACCUGAAGAGGCCAAUCUACCAGAGCACCGCCUGCUACGGCCAUUUUGGCAGAUCAGAUUUUCCCUGGGAGGUGGCCAAGAGUCUCAAGGUUUAAAGUGACAGGCUUGUCCUUUAGUCAUCAUUCAUCCGCUGCAACUCUGAAGAGAAUAUGUUCUCACACCCUUGAUCUCUCUUUCCUUCAAUGCUUCUCUUCCAGUUUAUUUUAGUCCCCCCCCUCAUACACUACAUUGCAGAUUGGAGCAGGAUACUGUAAAUGUCAUAAUUGAGAAAUCAAAUCCAGCUUUACAAUUGGAAGGCAGUCAUGAAUGGACCCCUCAAAAUGUUGACCACACUAUUUCAAUGUUGAUCACCAUCAUCAUACAAGCAAGUCUGCUGUGUACUGAUAUAUAUAUAUAUAUAUAUGAUAUUUAGCUGUACUGAUAUUCAGGACAAGAGCAUCAUUGUGCAUGUGAUAUUGUUUUUAAUACAAGAGUAAAAAAUAGUGAAAAUAGUUCUAAACUAAGCCAAAGCAGAAUCAACGUUACGUGUAACAUGUCUGGAAUGCCACGAACACAGACAAACAGAGUGAUACAAAGAGUAAAACUUUACAGUGUUGUUAUACAAAAUAUCAGCACUCUUGGAAUACUGCUUGUCCAAUCAGAUUCGAGGACCGUAACUAAUUGUUGUAUAGGAUUAAUAGAAACCUUCAGUCUAAUCACUGUGUGCAUCUAUCAUUCCUUAAAUCAUACAGUGCAUUAUAGUUACCUAUUAUCUAUUUCUCAGUCUUGACUGCAUUGACAUUUCUUUUUCUCUCUUUUUUUAUCAUUAAUAGCCAAAUGUACCUUUAUAUUACUAUUAUUAUUAUUAUUGUGACUGUAACCAGCUGGUUAAUUCAGCAUCAUGCUGUGUGGAGACAAAAGCAACAUAUUGUGGACCAUUGUGAACUUUAGGUUUUACACAUCAUAUACAUUACAGUCUUAAAAAAGUUUCUAAUUUUCUUGCAUCAGAAGUACAUUGGCUUUUAAGGAGCUUUUUAUGUCAAUAAAUGUUGGAAAAUGGCAGAGGGAUUUUAAUAUGAGAGUAAGCAAUGCCUUCUUGUUUACAUGUACAGAUCGCCUGUGUUGAUCUUACAAAGGAUUUUUCACCACUGGAGAAUAAGCAUAUAUUUGUGUGUGAGUGUAUGUGUGUGUGUGUAGUUCAGUUAAGCAAAGCUAGAUUUUGUUGAGAUGUGUGUGUGUGUGUGUGUGAGGGCAGGUUUGGGUGGUUUACGAGGAAAUUUUUUUAGGUUACAAACUGGUAAUUACAAGGGUAUUAUGUUAUAAAUGUGGUUAAUGAGGACAUUUCUAGUGUCCCCAUAAUUCAAAUUGCUUAAAAAAACAUACUAAACGAUGUUUUUUUGAAAAUGUAAAAAUGCAGAACGUUUUUUGUGAGGGUUAGGUUUAGGGUUAGGGUUAGGGGACAGAAUCUAUAGUUCGUACAGCAUAAAAAUCAUUAUGUCUAUGGAGAGUCCUCAUAAGGAUAGCCGCACCAACAUGUGUGUCUGUGUGAAAGCCACUGUGUAAUAUUACUUUUAAUUUUUAACUUCUAUGUGUUCAACAGAGGCAUUAAUCCUUACAAACAUUGAAACCAACCUUAUUCUUACCAUUCUUACCCUUUCCUUUCAGAUUGUCAACUUUUGUCAUAGAAUUUAAGAUCUGAUAUGUAAAUAAUUGUGAAUAAUUAAAGUAUGGAAAAUUCUUCA
Messenger RNA from Myxocyprinus asiaticus (Chinese sucker), 3074 nucleotides. Its product is annotated as S-adenosylmethionine synthase-like. Gene Ontology annotation, biological process: S-adenosylmethionine biosynthetic process. The record is from RefSeq and is a predicted model, not a curated record. The transcript is spliced from 9 exons. Gene Ontology annotation, molecular function: methionine adenosyltransferase activity; ATP binding. NCBI's taxonomy places the organism in Eukaryota, Metazoa, Chordata, Actinopteri, Cypriniformes, Catostomidae. Gene Ontology annotation, cellular component: cytosol. Bases 276 to 1448 code for a protein of 390 amino acids.